This is a messenger RNA of Panicum virgatum (switchgrass), 2090 nucleotides long. RefSeq names its product plant UBX domain-containing protein 8-like. The record is from RefSeq and is a predicted model, not a curated record. NCBI's taxonomy places the organism in Eukaryota, Viridiplantae, Streptophyta, Magnoliopsida, Poales, Poaceae. Gene Ontology annotation, molecular function: ubiquitin binding. The transcript is spliced from 10 exons. Bases 134 to 1795 code for a protein of 553 amino acids.
UUUUUCGGAGACUUUCGCAAACAAGUCAUCGCUCGCAGCCUCUCUUCAGUUUGUUGCCGGCUCUCUCUCCCUUUACCCUCUCUCUCCUCUCUCUCUCUCUCUCGGCGCCGCGUCGCCUCCGGACCCUCUCGCCAUGGCGAGGCCGCCGCAGGAGGCGAUCGACACCUUCGUCAGCAUCACGGGGGCGGACGAUGCCCUGGCCGUCCGCAAGCUCGAGGAACAUGGUGGUGACCUCAAUCGGGCCAUCAAUUCUCAUUUCAAUGAAGGAGACAGCACACUGAAUGCAAUCAAUCAAAACACUGUAAUUGCUAGUCGUGAUGAUAUGGAUGUGGAUGGACCACUUGAUAAUACAUUCCAAAGAUCUUUGUUCCCGGAGAAUUUCCGUGAUCCUUUUGCACUGAUGGAUCCAAAUUUUCAGCAACAAUUUUUCGACAGAAUCGGUGCCACUGAUAGUGUCAGUCUUGGGCCACUGGUUUCACACCCUAGAGAGGUGAGAGAGAUUCCUAUUGAAGUUAAGGAGGGUGAUCCUCAAACAGGUCCAUCUGGUCAGGCCCCUGUUAUUGAGGAUGUUACUGGAAAUGAGUCUUCACAUGGCCCUGAAGUUCAUGGAACUAUCAUAAUUGAUGAUGAGGAUGACAUGUUGCCAUCGGCACCAUCUGCUCCGCAUGCUAAUAUUCCUAGCAACACAUCUUCUGUGCCAACUGCUCCUCCAUUGGUUCAUGUUAAUGAUUAUGAUGAUGACAUAGAAGAGGAAAUGAUUAGGGCAGCAAUUGAAGCUUCAAAGAAGGAUGCUGAAGGACUGGCAAAUAUAGUAGAGCAAGGAGGAGAUCAACAUCCAGAGAGCGUGAACUUGGGAGAGCAUUCUUCUGAUGAAGCAGACAUGAGAACUGCAGAUGGAACAGUUGAAAGGCAAGGACUAGCUUCAGGAAAGGCUGGAACAUCUAGGCAACCCAUAGAUGAAGAGAGCUUGCAAGAGGAUACUGAAGAUGUAGAAGAACAACCGUUGGUCAGACGUCGCUCUAGGCGUGUCCCUUCUGAAAGCACUGAGUUAGCACCAAUGGUGCAACCAGGUCCUAGCCCUGUACUUAACAAUAGCCAGUCUAAUGGAGAUGAUUUCCCAUCUGAGUGGGGUGGCAUUUCUUCUGAGGAACAUGAUGAAGCUGUUAUGCUUGAGGCUGCAAUGUUUGGUGGAGUUCCUGAAAGACCAACAUAUCCUUUCUCCAUGCCUUCUCACAGAAGCUCAACUUAUUAUCCCCCACUGGCGCACUCUCCAUCACCAGCAUUAACCGAACAACGGUUAUUACGAGAGCAGCAGGAUGAUGAAUACCUUGCAUCUCUACAAGCUGACCAAGAAAAGGAAUUAAAGGCCUUACAGGAGGCCGAGCUCCGCCGCUUAGAAGAAACGGCUGCGAGAGAAGCUGCUCUUGAGAAACAGAAGCAGCAGGAGGAGGAAAGGCGUAAAAAGCAAAUUGAGGAAGAGGAGCUAGAAUCCAAUCUCGCAUCCAAGCAAGCAUCAUUACCAUCAGAACCACCUCCGGACAUAGAAGGUGCUGUGACAGUUGUAGUUCGCAUGCCUGACGGUAGUCGACAGGGGCGUCGCUUUCUCAAAACUGAUAAGCUUCAGUUUCUAUUUGAUUUCUUGGACAUCGGGAGGACUUGCAAGCCAGGGACCUACAGAUUGGUCAGGACAUACCCGAGGCGCACCUUUACAACCAGCGAGGGUGAUGUAUCAUUCAGUGAUCUUGGCCUCACAAGCAAGCAAGAAGCCCUGUUUCUAGAACAGAUCACAGAAUAGUGCCUGUGUCUUAGGCAUUGUUAGAGAGAGAUGCUAUCAGGAAUUGGAGGUUUUACAUUUCUAUACUUGCGCCUUGUAUCUGUAAAGAUUCAGUCCGUCAAAUGGUUCGGUUGAAGAAAGGUUAAAAAUUCUUUUGUGGCGACACUUUUAUUAUGUUAUAUGUGCCUGCUAAAGUGCUAAGAAAAGGUUCAUGCCAGAGUAAACCGUGGAGGGCAUGGGGCCAGGAUAUGUAUACAGUGUGAAACCUUGUACCGAUGCAUUAUCAUUCAUUUCAAAGAGUACCCCUCUGCGCAAA